AUGCCGGAACUUGACGCUGGAGAUGACACGCGAUUACUGGACGUAGGAGGCAGUACGACUGCACAUUCUUUUCAUUCCGAUUCUUGUGCGGGCAGUACUUUGGCAUAUUCGGAUUUAGAAGAAAGUGAGUCUCCUCUGGACCAAAAACAUCUUAACUUGGUCCAUGAAGAGCUGGAGAAAUUAAAUAUUGCUACUGACGUCAUCAACAAACUCGAGGUCCAACUCGAUAGUGCAAGGGCUUGUUUUAGAGAGAUCCAGGCGUCUUGGUCCGAGAAACUGAAGGAAAUGUCGCGAAAAUACGGCGCUGCGAUUGCUAAAGCUCGUCCAUAUUAUGAGGCGAAAGUUCAGGAACGAAAGUUGCGUGAGGAGUCUCAAAGAGCUGCGAUACGUUUUGAACGUGCCACCUCGCUGCUAGCUGUAGCCAAACAGCAGGUAGCGCUUACGCAGGAUAGCCUGAAUCGGCAAACGACAGUACAUCCGGAAUGUCUAGAGGUUCUUAAUCAUCAUAUUCAACGUGUGAACGAAGCAGAGGAGGAGCGGUUGGCAAGCGGUGAUGAGCAUCGCUCGAUUUCAGAGCGAUUAUUGGUAUUAGCGGACCAAAUUCACAAAAUGGAGAAGGACCAAAGGUCAUCCAUAAAGAAGUCUCGGACCUACUUCGAUCAGCGCUUGGAGUUCACUCGAGUCUUAGAACGGCAGAAGGACCUGAUUUUGAGGCUUGAAGCUGAGGUUCGGCAAAAGAAGUGCGACUACACUACUUCGCUGCGGAACUUGGAACGUAUAUCCGACUCAAUCCAUGAACAAAGAAGUAUUGGAGGAGGAUCCACUUGUGAUCCACCCGCCAAUCCACCGCCAUAUCUGCCUACCGCUCCUCCACCUUAUGAGGACGACGGGAGUAGAUAUGCAAUUAGUCAUGAAACGGAUGAGAUUAUUGGUCCUGUAUUAUGCCUAAUGCGUGCUAAUGGUUGUGGCGAUUGGCCCCAACCAGCUGUUGGACUUGGUUCUGGCGUGAUCCUCCUAGCGCAGCAGCUUAUUGGUAGUGUGGAAAGAAAAGAACCGGAGUCAAUGAGUCCUAAGAUGGACUCUCCUUCACCAUCAGACGUCAGUUAUCGGACGCUCCCGCAAGGGAUUUCAAAUUCGCCAAGUGACUCGUCUGAGGUGUCGUCACUAGCAAGUGUACGUACAUCAGGGUUUGGUUUCACGGACGACGAAGUAUUGUCUGGAAUGCUUCGAAGUCAUUCUACGCUGAUUCAAGAGAUUGAGCACGCUACGGAAAGAGUUGACAAUAUGCUCCGUCGAAGCGAUCAGGUCUUCGUAACUUUUCUUCUAAACGAGAAGUAUCACUUCUGUAUUAACUUCGAGUUGUUUGAUGUGGGCAUAGCGCAGUCGGUAAAUCUGCUGCGACUGCUGAUUGGACAGUUUGAAACCGAACUAGGAUAUCCAAGUCUUUCGUCCCUCAUCUCGUCAUCCAUUAAGUUGGCACCAAUUUUGAUGAAAACGUGCUACAUCGUCUAG
Necator americanus (New World hookworm) is the source of this 1512-nucleotide messenger RNA. RefSeq lists its product as uncharacterized. The record is from RefSeq and is a predicted model, not a curated record. Lineage: Eukaryota; Metazoa; Nematoda; Chromadorea; Rhabditida; Ancylostomatidae. Gene Ontology annotation, cellular component: cytoplasm. The coding region runs from base 1 to 1512 and encodes 503 amino acids. Gene Ontology annotation, molecular function: protein kinase inhibitor activity. The transcript has 13 exons. Gene Ontology annotation, biological process: negative regulation of protein tyrosine kinase activity; intracellular signal transduction.